AUGGAGGAUUCCUUCAGCCCCUCUGCUCUGCCUCUGGCGCCCAACCUCUCAGUAGCCAUCCUGCAGAGCUGGGGUCUUAACCUGACUUCGGGGCAGGGGGCCUCUGUCCCGGGACCGCAGCCGCCGCCACAAGGGCCACCCAACCACCCGAUCCACCUGGUCUUCAUGGGAAUCAUCCUGGUGGCCGCGGUGGCGGGCAACACCACCGUGCUGUGUCGCCUGUGCGGCGGCAGCAGCCGGCCCUGGCCGGGUCCCAAGCGUCGCAAGAUGGACUUCCUGCUGGUGCAGCUGGCAGCGGCCGACCUGUACGCAUGCGGGGGCACUGCCUUGUCGCAGCUGGCUUGGGAACUGUUGGGCGAGCCGCGUCCCGCCCUGGGCGACCUGGCUUGCCGCUUCUCGCAGCUACUUCAGGCAUCCGGGCGGGGCGCCUCCGCCCACCUGGUGGCGCUCAUCGCCCUAGAGCGCCAGCUCGCCGUGCGCCGUCCGCAGGGCCCGCAGCUGCCCGCGCGCGCCCUGGCUGCCCUGGGCUGGCUGCUGGCGCUGCUGCUGGCACUGCCGCCGACUUUUGUGGUGCGCUGGGGCGCUCCCCCACCUCGGGGCGCCAGCGCCUGGCCGGGGGAGCAUCGUUGCUGGGGCAUCUUCGCGCCUCUGCCGCGCUGGCAUCUGCAGGUCUACGCUCUCUACGAAGCUGUCGUGGGCUUCGCGGCGCCGGUUGCUAUCAUGGGUGUCUCUUGCGGCCACCUGCUGUGUGUAUGGUGGCAGCGUGGGUCUCAGGCUCCAGUGGCUGGGGCACGCUGGUCCGCCAGUCCGACCCGAGCCCCCUUGCCCAGUGCGCUGCCCCGCGCCAAGGUGCAGAGCCUGAAAAUGAGUUUGUCGUUAGCGCUGCUCUUCGUGGGCUGCGAGCUGCCCUACUUCGCCUCCCGCUUGGCCGCCGCCUGGUCGUCGGGGCCUGCGGGUGACUGGGAAGUAGAGGACCUAGCGGUGGCGAUGCGCGUCGUGGAGGUGGCCAAUAGAGCCCUCAACCCUUUCGUCUACCUCUUCUUCCAGGCGGGCGACUGCGGGCUCUGGCGGCGGCUACAGAGGCGCCUGGGAGUUGUGUGCUGCGUGAGGGAGGGAGAAGUCGAGAUCAACGAGGGGGCUGGGGACCACCAGGCACUGCACCGCCACCGCUGGCCCCACCCCCACUAUCACCACGCCCGGAGGGAGGAGCGGGACAAGGGCUGCCAGCGUCCACCCCCGCCGCGCCCCAGACCGCUGGCCUGCUCCUGCGAAAGUGCCUUCUAG
Arvicola amphibius (Eurasian water vole) is the source of this 1284-nucleotide messenger RNA. It is a transcript of the gene Gpr150, whose product is annotated as G protein-coupled receptor 150. NCBI's taxonomy places the organism in Eukaryota, Metazoa, Chordata, Mammalia, Rodentia, Cricetidae. The transcript has a single exon. The record is from RefSeq and is a predicted model, not a curated record. Gene Ontology annotation, cellular component: membrane. The coding region runs from base 1 to 1284 and encodes 427 amino acids. Gene Ontology annotation, molecular function: corazonin receptor activity. Gene Ontology annotation, biological process: neuropeptide signaling pathway.